This is a messenger RNA of Scleropages formosus (Asian bonytongue), 1680 nucleotides long. It is a transcript of the gene lsm10, whose product is annotated as LSM10, U7 small nuclear RNA associated. Gene Ontology annotation, molecular function: U7 snRNA binding; histone pre-mRNA DCP binding. The transcript has 2 exons. Gene Ontology annotation, cellular component: nuclear body; cytoplasmic U snRNP body. Gene Ontology annotation, biological process: mRNA 3'-end processing by stem-loop binding and cleavage. NCBI's taxonomy places the organism in Eukaryota, Metazoa, Chordata, Actinopteri, Osteoglossiformes, Osteoglossidae. The record is from RefSeq and is a predicted model, not a curated record. The coding region runs from base 621 to 989 and encodes 122 amino acids.
UCCUCUCGCACCACCCAGGUGCUGAGAGAGAGCAGCGCUACUCGCUGUGCUGCCAUGCCCCAUGAUACAUGAACUGUACUCCAGAAUCUUGUGUUUGGAUCCAAAUCUCUCCUCCUCUUGAUGUCAUCAACUCUGCAAUAUACACACUUUUUGGAGAAAAGCUUCUGCUAAAUCAAUAAAUGUAAAUGUUAAGAGUUUAAACAUUUCUGUUGAGGUUAAGAAGCUGCAGUCAUUUGCCAGUUAUCGCCACAUUUUCGAUAAGCUCACACACAGAGACACAGACAAAAACAUACACUGUAUAACAGUGAACAGUGUGAAUGACUCACACCGCUUUUCUCUGAGCUCUUUUCGUUUUUGCCAGUGACUGUCCAUCAUGCUAGUCUUUCACCAAUACCAUCGCUGUUCAGAUUGUGUGCUCUUCUCACACACACCGAGCACAGGUGGACAGUCACAUUGGCUUUAAUUAGGUUUUUGUUAAUGUUGCGAAAACUAGUCAUUUUACAGGUUCCGCGCAUCUUCUGUGACGUCAUCACAGCGCGCGUCCUCACGGAACCACACGUGGUGCGCGCUCCCGCGAUACACUUUUCCAUUGGAAGCAGAAGAGCGAGGCCCAAGGCCUCAUGGAGGUGACGCACUCGAUCCGCGAGCGCACCAUCGCCGAGAACAGCCUGCUCGUGCUACUGCAGGGCCUGCAGGGCCACGUCACCACGGUGGAGCUGCGCGAGGAGAGCACGGCGCGCGGCCGUUUGCUCAACGUGGACGCCUUCAUGAACAUCCGCUUGGCUGACGUGGACUUCCGGGACCGGCGGGGACGCCUCCACCGCUUGACCGACCUCUUCGUCACGGGCAGGAACGUUCGCUACGUGCAGAUCCCGGAGCAGGUGGACAUCAUUGACACCAUAGAGAGGCAGCUGCGGAAGAUCCACCGCGUGCGCAGUUUCGCCAGUGAGCACGGGGGCAGGAGGGAGUUCGCCAAGAAGAAGAGCUGAGGCACUCUCUCUCUCUCUCUCUCUCACGGGAAAGAGAGAGAGAGAGAGACGUUCCGCAUGUAUAAAUUACAUUGAUUUCUCGUCGCGUGCUCUGCACGCGCUUCUCCUCCAGAAACGCGGGAACUAAAAGAAGUCAGUUGUGGCCGGAGACUCGUCGCUCACCCCGUUUUUGCUUCCUUUUGUAAAAAGACAGCUUGAAUGAAAUCACGAAUAAACUUACGUUCUGUAAAUUAAAAAAAAUGCGCAUAAUAAAACAAUCGCUGAAAGACAGACUGAAGCUGUAAGAACAUUUUUUUCGUGCUUCUCCUCUCUUGAUGAAACAAGUUUGACCUUUUCUAUUCUUUCUUCACUAAGGUUCCUUUUCAUCUAAUGGAAGGUUUUGUUUGAAGUGCCGAAUAAGCGGUGAAAGUGCAGUAACGUGGGAAAAGAAGGGCAGCUGACGUGUUACAUUGUAUCGCUGUUGUUACGGUAGAAAUCGCUCAGAGUUCAUUCAUGUUCCUUUGUGUGAAUUUUCGCCUAACUGUAAUAAAAUGUACUCUUUCGGUUAGAUUGCAUUACACUGUAAUAAAAUAUUGUUUCAGUUAAAUGUAGCGCUCCACGUCGUGCGAUGCAUCCUAAACGCUAACUGCGGUUUUGCCGCACUCGACUCGUGGAAAAUAUAUAUAUUGUAGCAACACUCAUUCUUUUUGUG